This is a messenger RNA of Panicum virgatum (switchgrass), 2940 nucleotides long. RefSeq lists its product as uncharacterized. NCBI's taxonomy places the organism in Eukaryota, Viridiplantae, Streptophyta, Magnoliopsida, Poales, Poaceae. The transcript is spliced from 2 exons. Bases 508 to 2760 code for a protein of 750 amino acids. The record is from RefSeq and is a predicted model, not a curated record.
CCUCUCUCCUAAUGGUAUCGUAGCCUUUAUUAACUGGGAGCAUUCAAAAUGAAUCUCUAAUCAGUAAUCAGUAAUGAAGAUAAAAAUGUGUGCCUUGCUCUGCUUGCAUUAUAUGCGCACCGGCCGGCACCACAUCAUCGAUCUUUUAUGUCGUGUCUCUUACAACUACGUCUAUAUAUACCUAGCUGAUGUGAAGGGGCGAUCCUCUGUCUUCCUCUUCCUCUGCAAGAGAGCAGACAGGGAAAGAAUCAAGUUAGCAUAUAGUAUAACUGAUCAUGGCUGCAACGCCGAGGAGUAUCUAGUCAGGUAAAGUAUUAUUCCAUUUCCAGCCACAAGCAGUAAUAUAAAGCUCAAACUUGCACUGCAUCGUGCAUUGCAUUGCAGCGGAGGCACCAACCAAUGCAAGGUGUUUUCGUUGUGCAGCUGCAAGCAUUCGUGCGCGUUUUCGUUACGUUGUGACGAACUACAUACUGAUCAAGAUAGCCAGCCAGGUAGUCGCCGUGGACGAUGGGCGGUUUCAACCCACCGGUGCCGCAGCAGGAUAGCAACUGGGAGAUCAGGGUCGCCGUGCUGCUGAGCCUCCUCCUCCAGGUGGUCCUCAUCUUCCUCGGCCCCACGCGCAAGCGCUGCUCCGGCCCGUUGCCCCGCUUCGCCGUCUGGUCCUGCUACCUCCUCGCCGACUGGGUCGCCGACCUCACCCUCGGCCUCCUCCUCAACAACAUGGGCAGCAUCGGCGGCGGCGGCGGCAGCAGCAGCGUCGGCCUCAUCAAGAGAGGCGGCAGCGGCACAGCCGGCAACGACGCCUCCACCGGCAGCAGCAGCAGCAGCCCCAUCAUCUUCGCCUUCUGGACGCCGUUCCUGCUGCUCCACCUGGGCGGCCCGGACACCAUCACCGCCUACUCCGUCGAGGACAACGAGCUGUGGUUCCGGCACCUCGUCGGCCUCCUCUUCGAGCUCGUCUCCGCCGCCGUCGUCUUUUUCUGCUCCCUGCGCGGCAACCCCGUGAUCCACGCCACCGUGCUCGUGUUCGUCGCCGGCAUCAUCAAGUACGGCGAGCGCACCUACUCGCUCUACCGCGGCAGCCUCGAGAGGUUCCGUACAGACAUCCUCGGCCCCGCGGACCCAGGCCCCAACUAUGCCAGGCUCAUGACGGAGUCGGAAUCCAAGGAGAAGGCCGGCCUCAACGUGGAGAUCGCCAUACCCGACGACGGCGAGGCCAGCAAGGCGCAGAAGGAGAUGGAGGACCACGAGGUUGCACGCUUGGUGUCGGAGGAUAAGAACCUCGAGUUGCGGGCGUACGAGUUCUCCUCCAUGUUCCGUCGACUCUUCGUCGACCUCGACCUCGGCUACAUGGUGCGCCGGCUGAGCAGGGCCUUCUUGCUGGAACGCGAGGACAUGACGCCCCACGAGGCGUUCGAGGUGAUCGAGAUGGAGCUCAACUUCAUCUACGACAUGGUGUACACCAAGGCGCCCGUCGCGCACACAAGGGUUGGCUGGGUCCUCCGCUCCAUCUGCUCCGGCUGCCUCGUCGCCGCGCUCGUCAUCUUCUUCCGCCACCACAAGUCUGGCUUCAAGGGUGUCGACGUCGGCAUCACGUACGCGCUGCUCCUGGGAGGGCUGGCACUCGACGUGGCCGCGCUGGCCAUGAUCGUCUUCUCUGACCGCGCGGCGGUCUUCCUCCAGCAGUCCCGGCGGUUCAGGUGGCUAGCGGCGGCCAAGCGGAGGCGGAGGCGGAGGCGGCGCUGGUCGGGGACGACCUCGCAGCUCAACCUUAUCGGAUACUGCCUCGGCACACCGGACGACCAUUACAGUACUGGUGGUCGGUGCUGGUGGCACAGGGUGGCCAAGAUGCUGCGCGUCGACGGCGUCGAGGCCGGGAUCUUGGAAAACUUCAUCUUCAUCCGGCAAGUGCCACUCGGCGACCUCACCGCUCCUCUUCACCCCGACCGUCGCGGUCACCCCCUCUCGUUCGUCUUCUAUGGUGUCCAGGAUGUGGCCCGAGCCGUUGGCCAGGUGGCGUAUGACAACAAGAAGAAGGAGAUCAUGGAGGUGUGCAACCUCCGAGGCCAGGGCGCCAUCAAGCGCUUUGAGAAUGCCAUCAAGUGGGACGGGGAAGACAACCUCCAGAUCAUCAAGGACAGCGUGGACGAAAGCCGCGAGUUCGACGAGUCCCUGCUGCUGUGGCACAUCGCCACCGACCUGUGCCGCCACGAGGAUAGGGAAGGUCCGCCGGCGGAAGAAACCCCACGGUUUCGAGCCAUCGGCAAGACCCUGUCGGAGUACAUGCUGUACCUGCUGAUCAAGCAGCCGGAGAUGCUGUCGGCGACGGCGGGCAUCGGGCUGCUCCGGUACCGGGACACCUGCGCCGAGGCGCGGCGCUUCUUCGCGUCCAUGGACCAGUGGGUGGGCGGCUACCACGCCGACGCCCGGGAGCUGCUGCUGCGGGUCAACACGUCGCAGAGGCCGGCGGCGGUGAAGGGCGACCGGAGCAAAUCGGUGCUGUUCGACGCCGUCAUCCUGGCCAAGGCGCUCAGGGCGCUCGACGAGGACCUCAUGUGGGCGGUGGUCGAGGGGGUGUGGUUCGAGAUGCUCACGUUCGCGGCGGCCAAGUGCCGGGGCACCACGCAUGUGCGGCAGCUCAACCGUGGCGGCGAGCUCCUCACCCUCGUCUGGUUCCUCAUGGAGAACAUGGGGCUCAGCGAAAUGUACCAGGUGGGGCAGGAGAAGGAGCGCGUCGCCAAACUCAUCGUCCGGUAUUAAUUAGGCCGCCCGCAUUCUUAUUAAUGGGCAGGCAUUUCAUAUGUUCGUAUUCCAAGAACCAAGGAAUAAUGCCACACGUAUAAGCAGGAUGAUAUUAUAUUUAUAGUUAAAAUAACUUCACAUAAUUAAUGCACAGUUGCAUGUAUACAUGUUUAAUAAGAAUGACAUUUUCAUUGACAA